GGCGUAAAGGGUGUAAAGGCCCAGUCGAUCAAAUAUCGGGGUCCCAGCCCCCCUCCAAAAUCACGCUCUCCAUUCUCUCUCGUUCCUCUCCUUCAACGGCGUCAGUGGUCGUGGCACCAAGAUGUCACCUCUCCCCUUAACAUCAGUCGUCCUGGUAGUCGGGGCCUUUUUGAACGCGGGGGUCUUUGCUCAGUUUCAAGUGCUCUCAAAUGAGACUCUUGCGAACACCACGUCGUCUCUCUCCGACGCCUGUCUCCUUGCCCUUCAAGGCACCGUUCAAUGCAACUCGAGUUUGCAAGGUAUAGCCGCUUCGGACUAUUUCUAUCAGCUCGACGAUUCGGAUUUUGGUUCUUUCUGUGCUGAAUCGUGCGGCCAAUCUCUGGCAGCAUAUCAUGAGUCCGUUGAUGCGGCGUGUGCGGGGCAGCCGCAGCCUUGGGAUGGCUACCCCAUGACUUACUUUGGAGAUCUGCUCUGGGCGAGUUAUAACUUGACUUGCUUGACGGAUCCAACUAGCGGGGAGUCUUGCAUGUCCUACCUGCUCAAUAUCUCAAGUUCUUAUUCAACCGACAUCUCGGCAACAACACUACCAACAACAGUGCUCUGCUCUCCGUGCGUAUUGUCGAUGUACCAACUUUUCCAGCAGACAGCGUACAGCUAUUACGAUGAGUCCAUGGCGAGCGACUGGUCUAAUAUUCAGAAUCAGUGCAACGUGUCGUAUCCGACGUCAGUGCCAACAAACCCGACGAAUGUCACAAGUAUCCCGGGGUUCGCCCCGCUCAACUAUACAACUUCAACGACGUGUUACUCCGGCUCGACUUAUUCAGUGGUCCCCGGAGAUGAUUGUGUAUCAAUCUCCAAGGCUAAUAAUGUCUCCACUGGAGCCCUCAUCAACGUGAAUGACUUGCUGCCUGAUUGCUCUGAUAUUACUGUUGGCGCAGAAUUAUGCCUUCCUUCAGCCUGUUCAACGUAUACCGUGCAGUCUGACGAUACAUGUGCAAGCAUUACCAAUUCUAGCGGUAUUUCUUUCACCCAAUUUGCUUCCUGGAACCCGGCUAUUGAUCCAUACUGCACUAAUCUUGUCCCUGGCCAAGAAGUCUGCGUGGGACUUCCCGGCCUUGCUUACAGCGGCACAACAAUUGCUGGAGCCACCGCCCCUCAAACAGCAGUAUAUGCAACUGCCACCGUAGCAGCACCCAGUAACACUGCUUAUGGCACCACGACCCAGUGCGGGGAAUAUUACACUGUCGAGAGUGGCGAUGACUGCAGUCUCAUCACUCUGAAUUAUACCAUUACCAUUGGCCUGUUCGAGGCUAUCAAUCCGUCCGUCAACGAUAAUUGCACCAAUCUUAUACCCGGCAUCAGCUACUGUGUCUUCCCAACCGCAGAUUGGAACAGCACCAGUACCAAUACAACCACUACCUCAACCUAUAUCAGUGCACCGGCAGCAACUCCUACAGGCACAGAUCCGAACUGCUAUGCAUGGCAUGUCAUCGUCGAAAACGAUUACUGUGGCCUUCUCGAAAGCGAGUACGGCAUCACGAUGAACCAGCUCCAGCUCUGGAACCCUAGUCUCAAUGCCGCGUGCAGCAAUCUCAUUCUUGGAGAUGCAUACUGCGUUGAUGGGGAUUCGGGCGAGACCGCAGCCGCAUCAUCCACUGCUGCGGCAUCUUCCACUGGCGCGGCGUCAUCAACCGCGGCCUCCAGCUCAAGCCCACGCUCAAGCUCAAGCACACCCCCAACAACAACAAGCUCUUCCUCAACCUCGACAACACCAUCUAUCCCCGGCCCUACCCAAUCCGGCAUCACGCCCACUUGCACAGAAUACUACCUGACCAAAGAAGGCGACGACUGUUUGUCUAUCGAGACGGAAUUCUCCAUCACAUUAGCCCAAUUUUACGCCUGGAACCCAGCCGUUGGGCCUGAUUGCACCAACUUGUGGAUUGGAGAGGCGUAUUGUGUUGCUGCUCCGGCAGCAGCGGCGUCUUUGACCGCGACGAGCGUCACCCCCCCUGCACCCACGCAGAGCGGAAUCGCUUCGAAUUGUGAUGCGUGGACGGUGGUUACGUCGGGCGAUUCGUGUUCAUCAAUUGAAUCGAAGUACAAUAUCACGUUCGCCCAGUUCUACGCGUGGAAUCCAGCUAUUGGUAGUGACUGUACUAACUUGUGGCUAGAGGAAGCGUAUUGUGUUGGUGUCUCGUAG
Amorphotheca resinae ATCC 22711 is the source of this 2200-nucleotide messenger RNA. RefSeq names its product carbohydrate-binding module family 50 protein. The coding region runs from base 122 to 2200 and encodes 692 amino acids. NCBI's taxonomy places the organism in Eukaryota, Fungi, Ascomycota, Leotiomycetes, Helotiales, Amorphothecaceae. The record is from RefSeq and is a predicted model, not a curated record. The transcript is spliced from 3 exons.